Gavia stellata (red-throated loon) is the source of this 2120-nucleotide messenger RNA. RefSeq names its product G protein-coupled receptor kinase 5 (gene GRK5). Gene Ontology annotation, molecular function: G protein-coupled receptor kinase activity; ATP binding. Gene Ontology annotation, cellular component: cytoplasm. The record is from RefSeq and is a predicted model, not a curated record. NCBI's taxonomy places the organism in Eukaryota, Metazoa, Chordata, Aves, Gaviiformes, Gaviidae. The coding region runs from base 86 to 1858 and encodes 590 amino acids. The transcript is spliced from 16 exons. Gene Ontology annotation, biological process: regulation of signal transduction; signal transduction; protein phosphorylation.
GCGGGUGGUCGCCCGGAGACUCCGCACCUCGGGAGUGACGUCCUGCUGCAGUGCCGCUGCCUGCCUACGCUGCCCGAGCUCGUCAAUGGAGCUGGAAAACAUCGUUGCCAACACCGUCUUGCUGAAAGCCAGGGAAGGGGGUGGAGGGAAACGCAAAGGCAAAAGCAAAAAGUGGAAGGAAAUCCUGAAAUUCCCUCACAUUAGCCAGUGUGAAGAUCUCCGAAGAACAAUAGAGAGAGAUUACUGCAGCAUAUGUGAAAAGCAGCCGAUCGGAAGGCUUCUCUUUCGGCAGUUCUGUGAAACUCGACCCGAGCUCGAGUGCUGCAUUAGGUUCCUUGACUCGGUGGCAGAAUAUGAAAUUGCUCCAGAUGAAAAGCUGGGAGAGAAAGGAAAGGAAAUCAUGAUGAAAUACCUCAUCCCAGAGUCUCCAGCCUGCGUUCCCGAAGUCAGUCAAGAUCUUAUCCAACAGACAGAGGAGAAACUCGAAAACAGCCCCUGCAAAGAGCUAUUCUCUCACUGUACAAAAUCUGUCCUUGACCACCUCAGUGGGGAGCCAUUCCAAGAAUACCUAAACAGCAUGUACUUCGACAGGUUUCUCCAGUGGAAGUGGUUGGAAAGGCAACCAGUAACAAAAAACACAUUUCGGCAGUACAGGGUACUAGGGAAAGGCGGCUUUGGGGAGGUCUGCGCUUGCCAAGUCCGAGCGACAGGGAAGAUGUACGCCUGCAAGAGAUUAGAGAAGAAGAGAAUAAAAAAGAGGAAAGGCGAAUCCAUGGCACUAAAUGAAAAGCAGAUUUUAGAAAAAGUCAAUAGUCAGUUUGUAGUCAAUUUAGCCUAUGCCUAUGAAACAAAGGAUGCACUGUGUUUAGUUCUGACCAUAAUGAAUGGAGGGGACCUGAAGUUUCAUAUCUACAACAUGGGAAACCCAGGCUUUGAGGAGGAAAGAGCUUUGUUUUAUGCAGCAGAGAUUCUUUGUGGCUUAGAAGACCUACAUAGAGAAAAUACUGUGUACAGAGAUUUGAAGCCAGAAAAUAUCCUGCUAGAUGAUUAUGGCCAUAUUAGAAUAUCUGAUUUGGGUCUAGCUGUUAAAAUCCCUGAGGGUGAAUCAAUCCGUGGAAGAGUAGGAACAGUAGGGUAUAUGGCUCCAGAAGUGUUGAACAACCAGAGAUACACACUCAGCCCUGACUACUGGGGGCUAGGCUGUCUCAUUUAUGAAAUGAUUGCUGGGCAAUCACCAUUUCGUGGAAGGAAAGAGAAGGUGAAGAGGGAAGAAGUGGACAGAAGAGUGCUGGAGACAGAAGAGGUGUACUCCCAUAAGUUUUCUGAGGAGGCCAAGUCCAUCUGUAAAAUGCUCCUCACCAAAGACGUGAAGCAGCGGCUAGGAUGUCAAGGGGAAGGUGCAACAGAAGUGAAGAGGCACCCCUUUUUCAAGAGCAUGAAUUUCAAGCGGUUGGAAGCAGGAAUGCUGGAUCCUCCCUUUGUCCCUGAUCCCAGAGCAGUAUACUGCAAGGAUGUGUUAGACAUCGAGCAAUUCUCCACAGUGAAAGGAGUUAACCUGGACCAAACAGAUGAUGAUUUCUAUUCCAAGUUUUCCACAGGAUCAGUGUCUAUUCCAUGGCAAAAUGAGAUGAUAGAAACAGAGUGUUUCAAAGAACUGAAUGUAUUUGGACCAAAUGGUACUAUUUCACCAGACCUAAACAAAAGCUACCCCCCAGAGCCACCCAAGAAAGGAUUGCUACAGAGAAUAUUUAAACGACAGCAUCAGAACAAUUCAAAGAGUUCUUCAAAUUCAAAGGCCAGUUUAAAUCACCACAUAAAUUCAAAUCACGUAAGUUCAAACUCCACUGGAAGCAGCUAGUUCCAACUCAGUUUUAUGAAACAACAUGUUGCAUCCUUCCACUAUAAUCUAUGGAGCUUCUAUGGAUGAGAGAGCCUCCACCGUUGAGUGAAAAAAAAAGGAUCUCCCAAAAACGGAGAUUUUCUAUCCAUUCCUUCCAGUGGAGCCUCGCAUUUUAAGAAGAAUUUUCCACUCAGGUCUGUUUUUGGAGGUGGCACUCGAGACUGUGUGAAUCAAAUUUGUCUAUUUAGAACAUUGCAAUAGAAAUUCAAUGAACAUGACU